AUGUCCAUCCGGUCAAACAUCUCCAACACCUCCCUCAUGCUCACCCACUCCUCCGCGCAAGCCUUCGAGCACGCCCAACGCACCCGCCUUCAUGACGCGGCCUCCGCCGGCGACAUCUCCCUCUUCGACCUGGAAAUGCGCUCCGUCUCUCUCGCCGCACACGGGACCUCCCAACCGCCUACGCGCACGCCUUCCGCCACGCCUGAACACACAGCUGAGCGCAGCGUCCGGCUCGAGAAGGAGCGUGCGUACCGUGAGGUGCUCCUCACGCUCGUUGAUCUGCCAGUGGUGCCGGGACUGGUGCAUCCUCUUGAUUCCGCUCGGGCGAACAUUGCCCUGUCGAGACCGUGGCCGCACCCGAAUGGGCGUACGGUGGCGGACGAGAAGUGGAUGUGGGAGAUACUGAGGUACUGGGCGAAGUGGCCGGUGAUGAGUGUUGCGCCGUUGCAGCUUGUUGUUGAGGAAGAGGGGGAGGGGGUGAAGCCGCUGACAAGGAGGGGGACGUGGGUGGCGAUGGGGAAGGGGGUGAUUGGGAGGUUGGGAGCGAGGAGAGGGUAG
This is a messenger RNA of Morchella importuna, 558 nucleotides long. RefSeq lists its product as uncharacterized. The record is from RefSeq and is a predicted model, not a curated record. The coding region runs from base 1 to 558 and encodes 185 amino acids. Lineage: Eukaryota; Fungi; Ascomycota; Pezizomycetes; Pezizales; Morchellaceae. The transcript has a single exon.